AUGACAAUCCCUGCAUUCCAAGGUAAAAAUGAUCCUGAAUUAUAUUUAGAGUGGGAGAGAAAGGUUGAACAUGUGUUUGAAUGUCAUAAUUAUUCCGAGGAGAAGAGGGUUAAACUAGCCAUUGUUGAGUUCCAUGAUUAUGCUAGUAUUUGGUGGGAUCAAAUGGUGACUAGUAGACAUAGAAAUGGAGAGAGGCCUAUUGGUACAUUGGAUGAGAUGAAGGCUGUCAUGAGAAAAAGGUUUGUACCCAGCCACUACUAUAGAGAUUUGCACAGAAAAUUGCAAAGUCUAACUCAAGGCUCCAUGAGUGUGGAAGAUUACUAUAAGGAGAUGGAAAUAGCCAUGAUUAGAGCCAAUGUUGAAGAAGACCGAGAGGCAACUAUGGCUAGAUUCAUUGGAGGUUUAAAGAAGGAGAUAGCUGAUGUGGUAGAAUUGCAACAUUAUAUAGAGAUGGAGGAUUUGCUGCACAAAGCUAUUCUAGUGGAAAGGCAAUUGAAAGCUAAGAGUACUUCCAAAUUUACUACUAGUUCCUCAUGGAAAUCGAAUUGGCAAAACAACAAAUCUGUGUCAAAGCCAAAAGAAGAUGCAAAGGCCAAAAAUUCGAUUGCUGCACCUAAAGGUAAAAUGGAAACUAAUUCAUCCUCUAGAUCUCGUGAUAUGAAAUGUUUCAGGUGUCAAGGAGUUGGACAUAUUGCUUCUCAAUGUCCAAAUAAAAGAGCCAUGAUACUGCUAGAUAAUGGAGACAUAGAGAGUGUGAGCUCAAGUGAUGAUGACAUGCCACCAUUGGAGGAUUGUAGUGAUGUUGAAGUUGCUGAACCUGUUGUUGGAGAUGUGCUUGUCACUAGGCGUGCUCUCAACAUGCAACCUAAGGCGGGUGGUAAUGAGGAGCAACGUGAGCAUAUAUUUCAUACAAGAUGCCAUAUAAACGACAAGGAAUUUGGUGAUAUUUUUUCAGAAGAAAUUCCCCAUGGAUUACCUCCUACAAGAGGUAUUGAGCAUCAGAUUGACUUAAUUCCAGGUUCUUCAAUCCCAAAUAGACCAGCCUACAGAACAAGUCCAGAGGAAGCAAAAGAAAUUCAAAGCUCGAAAGGAAUAAGUGUGGAUGAGGAGAAGGUAAGGCCAAUUAGAGAAUGGCCUACACCUAAGAAUGCAAAUGAGUGGAAUGAUGUGCAUGAGGGAGCUUUUAAUUCAUUAAAGGAAAAAUUGACCAAUGCACCUUUGCUUUGUUUGCCUAAUUUUGAUAAAGCUUUUGAAAUUGAAUGUGAUGCAUCUAGUGUUGGUAUAGGGGCCGUACUAAUGCAGGACUCUAAACCAAUUGCUUACUUUAGUGAAAAGCUUAAUGGGGCAUCAUUGAAUUAUUCCAUGUAUGACAAAGAAUUGUACGCUCUGGUGAGAGCUUUGCAAACUUGGCAACACUACUUGUGGUCAAGGGAAUUCAUAAUUCAUUUUGACCAUCAAAGCUUGAAGUUUCUAAGAUCUCAAGAUAAGCUUCAAAAAAGACAUGCCAAGUGGUUGGAAUUCAUUGAGAUGUUUCCUUAUGUAAUCAAGUACAAGAAUGGUAAGGAAAACAAAGUGGCUGAUGCAUUGUCCAGAAGGUAUGCAUUGCUUACUUCUUUGCAAACUAAAUUACUUGGUUUUGAGUUUAUAAAGGACUUAUAUGCUGAUGAUUCUGACUUUGGCCAAUUAGAGAAAGUCAUGGUGGUGGAUUGA
This is a messenger RNA of Phoenix dactylifera (date palm), 1710 nucleotides long. NCBI's taxonomy places the organism in Eukaryota, Viridiplantae, Streptophyta, Magnoliopsida, Arecales, Arecaceae. The record is from RefSeq and is a predicted model, not a curated record.